AUGUGCACGAGGUGCAUCUCUGUACGUUUGGUGGCCAGUAUGCUUGAGAAGCCAUCCAUGUGCAGCUGUGUCAUGGACGCAUGUCAUUGCUUGCUUCCAUCUGCCUGGUUUGGCCGACGACUAUUGAAUUCUAAGACUGUGGAGGGCAACAGAAGGGGGGACUGGUUUUCCUUUUUCUUUUCCCCCCCAUUGGCCACUCGUUCGUUUGGUGUCUAUGUCGGUCACGGUCACAGUCGCGUCACUUGCUCUACAUCGAUUGGUUUUUCUUUUCUUAGGCUGGUUGCUUUUUCACGAUCACACUCUUCCUCACUAGCGAGUACCACCAUAAGGCGUGGACUCCUCGUGCUGGCUGUUAUGUCUGGUGUUGGUACGUACAUGCCUCAGGGGAUGGAGCCCAAAUGGGUACCACGGACACUUCUCAAGUACUGUAAGUUGCUCCAUCCAGCACUCCGUGUUUUGACUUUGAGAUAUUAUCUGGUUGACGGGCCAUAA
Molecule: messenger RNA, 492 nt
Organism: Pochonia chlamydosporia 170
Lineage: Eukaryota; Fungi; Ascomycota; Sordariomycetes; Hypocreales; Clavicipitaceae
Exons: 1
Coding region: 1-492 (163 amino acids)
Source: RefSeq, a predicted model, not a curated record